This is a messenger RNA of Schistosoma curassoni, 7307 nucleotides long. The record is from the annotation of a GenBank genome assembly. Lineage: Eukaryota; Metazoa; Platyhelminthes; Trematoda; Strigeidida; Schistosomatidae.
GACCUAGAUUGACCAAUAGCUUUUAGACACAUUUGUUAGUCAUAUUUUUAAGUCCUGUUUCGCGUUGUGGGUGUCGGGAUAUUCUAACAAUGGGGAGACCAUGGGAUCUGUCCGUGGUACAUAGCCUAGUGGUAGUUACUGUAUUGGCAUGUGUAUUGUGUGAUCCGUCAUCGUUACUGUCUGAUAUUCCUGUAUCAAAACCUAAUGAGGGACUUUCAACAGCCUCAGACACUUUAGCUAAAGAAGGGGAGGCAAUCAGCUUGGAUGGUCUAAGCGUUGAACAGUUGAAGCAAGCACGGGAACAUGCUGAAAAACGACAGUUUGAAGCUGAGGUUGAUCGCAUGAUGAAAAUAAUAGUUAACUCUCUGUACAAAAAUAAGGAGAUCUUCCUUAGAGAAUUAAUAUCAAAUGCAUCAGACGCUCUGGAUAAGAUUCGCGUUCUUUCGCUUACUAACAAUGAAGUUCCUGAUGAGUCUGACGAAAUGAGAAUCCGAAUAAAAGCCAAUAAAGAUGCACGGACACUUCAUAUAAUAGACACAGGCAUAGGCAUGACAGAAGCUGAACUUACCUCUAACUUGGGAACCAUUGCUAAGUCUGGAACAUCUGAGUUCUUGACUAAGAUCUCUCAAAGUAGUACGGCCACAGAAAAGUCUGACCUUAUUGGCCAGUUUGGUGUUGGGUUCUACUCCUCUUUCUUAGUUGCAAACAAAGUUUUGGUUGUAUCCAAGAGUGAUAAUGAUGACCAGUAUAUCUGGGAGUCCAAUUCCACUUCAUUCGUAGUUUACAAAGACCCACGUGGAAACACCCUUAAACGUGGGACUGAAAUUGUCCUUUACUUAACGGAGGAGGCAGAAGAUUACUUACAAUCCGAAACUCUUAAAGAAGUUGUGAAAAAAUACAGUCAGUUCAUCGAUUUCCCCAUUUAUGUGUGGUCGAGUCGAGUGGAAUCGCAGGCUGCUGAACCCGAAGAAAAGGAGGAGUCAAAAACAGCUGAUUCUGAAGCUAGCGUUGAAGAAGAAAGUGGAAAAAAAAGUGAAAGCAAGACCGUAGACAAAGUCGUCUGGGACUGGGUACGUGUAAAUGCAAAUAAACCUAUUUGGAAACGCAAACCGGCCGACGUUACUGAUGCGGAGUACAAUGAUUUAUUCCGUGCCUAUUCAAAUGAUAAUGACGAUCCUCUCGCCAAGAUUCAUUUCAGUGGUGAGGGAAAUGUGUUAUUUAGUUCAAUACUGUAUAUACCAAAACAUCUUCCCUCUAACAUAUUCCAGAUGCACAGUACUCAUAGUGAUAGGAUCAAGUUGUACGUUCGUCGUGUAUACAUUUCUGACGCAGCCGAUGAUCUGCUUCCUAAAUACUUGGCAUUCGUUUUUGGUAUAGUGGAUAGUGACGAACUUCCUCUAAAUGUUUCUCGUGAAAUGCUGCAGCAAAACAAACUCCUUAAAUUGAUAAAGAUAAGAUUGGUCAAGAAAGUUCUCCAGAUGAUUAGCGAACUUUCUGAAUCUCAGUUUAAAAAUUUCUGGAAGGAAUACUCUGUGAACAUAAAACUUGGUAUAAUUGACGAUCUUCCAAAUCGCACUAAGUUAUCCAAGUUCCUACGGUUUUGGACUUCAAACAGCACUGAAAACCAAUCAAGUCUUGCAGAUUAUGUUUCACGCAUGAAAAAUGGUCAGGAAGAUAUAUACUAUCUUACCGCAUCUUCAAUAACUGAGGCGAAGUCAUCUCCAUUUGUAGAAAGGCUAAUCAAGAAAGGCUAUGAAGUCAUUUAUAUGAUCGAUCCUGUUGACGAGUACAUGCUUCAGUCGCUAACUGAAUAUGAUAAGAAAAAGUUACGAAAUGUGGCAAAGGGAACGAUCGAAAUCGACAAAUCGGAAGAAGCAAAGACUCGUAAAGAAGAACUAGAAAAAGAAUUCAAACCUCUCUUGGAAUGGUUUAAGGAAAAUUUGAAAGAAUAUGUUGAUAAGACUGCCUUGUCAGAAAGAUUAUUGAAUACUCCAUGUGCUCUUGUCGCUAAUGAAUUCGGUUGGUCCGGAAAUAUGGAGCGCAUUAUGACUGCACAAGCAUAUCAAAGGGGUGGAGAUCCAUCAUCUACUUAUUACUCUACUAUGAAAAAGGUCUUUGAAAUUAACCCACGCCAUCCAGUAAUGAAAAAGUUAAACGUUCUUAUAAAGACCUAUAAAGAUGAUCCUACAAUAAGUCAUACUGCGAACUUGCUCUUCGAUGUUGCGGUCCUUCGUUCAGGUUUUUCUGUUAAGAACCCUGUUGCUUUCGCAGAACGAGUUGAAUCUGUUGUAAAGAAAAGUUUAGAUAUUGAUCAAAGCGAGUUGCUGGACGAAGAACCUGAGACUGAUGAGGAGUCUGUAACGGAUGAAGUGAAUAAAGAGUCGAUUUCAAAUGAAGAUUCAACGAACGAAAAGUCAGAAGCACCUUCGCAAAUUGAUAUACAUAGUUUUACUGAUUUCUUUGACAAUGAAAAUAAUUGGAAAAUGAACAAAACAGAAACAAAUCAAUUUUCGGAAUUCAAUCAUAUUACUGAAUCUUUUGAAGACAGUAUUACUCCUAGUUUCGUCACAACAUCAGAUUGUCCAACAUGCCGUCGACUUUUAGGGUGUAGUUCACGAGUUCAUAGUCAUCAAACUGACAGAAAUCCUAAAGUGGAUCAAAUUGAUAACAAUGAAAAUGAUGACCAAGAUGAAGAUGAAUACAAUGAAUCUGAAACAACAGGAAUGAUCAAUGAUUCUGGUAAUGAUGACGAUGAUGAUGAUGGGGAAGAUAAGGAUGACGAUUUCGGGAAUUAUCUAGGUGAGAAAAUUUCUGAGUCAAAGAUUAAAUCAACAUUUAGACAUAUGCGUAAAUUAGAAGAGGCUAAAGAUAAUGAUGAUAAUGGUGAUGUCGACAACAAUGCUGAGUAUAAUGAGUGUUUGUCAAUAUGCGCUUCUAGGCAUGGGAAAAAAUUAGAUUUAAGACAUACCCUUAAUUUAGAAGAUGAUGACAGUAGAGGAGAAGAAGAUGAAGAUCAGUUAAAGGAAUCAACGACAGAAAACAAACUUGUUCAUAAUGAAAAUAAAAAACAACUCCCAAAUCUAAAAAAUAUACCUGAAAUACAUAAAAACAAAUUAAAAGCUGAUGUUAAAGCUUUGAAUAAAAAACUGCAAAUAAGUAAAGAUCAUCUUGUAAAACAUAAUGAACCAAAAAGUGAAAAGAUUACAGAAGUACAAACUACUGAUGAACUAGACGAUAUUGAUGAUGAUAGUGAUGAUAGCAAUGAUGAUGAUGAUGAUGCUGGUGGUGGAAAUAAAGAUUAUGAAGAUAAUAUUGAUGAUGAUCAAGAUGAUGAGGAUGAAAAGUUUGCAGAUAAUUACAGCGAUGAUAAUGACACCACUAAAGUACUAAAACCAGGCUGCAAAAAAUCUAUUCAAGAGGGUCAACCAUCAAUAAAUGAGAAUACGAAUAAGAAGCUGAGUAAUGACGAUGUUGAAGACUAUGAUUACGAUGACAGCAAUGAUGAUAAUGAUAAUGAUGAUGAUACUAAUGAAGUUGGUGACGAUAAUGAAAAUGAUAAUCAUGAUGUAAACAGUCAAUCAAAUGAUGAUACAUCUAAAGGAAAAGAUUUUAAAAUCGACCAGCAUAAAAAUAUAAAAACAACAGUUGAUCAAUUUGAAGAUGAUGAAUAUGAUGAGACUGAUGAUUUUGAUCCAGAUAAUGAUAUUGAAGAAGAAAGUGAAGAUGAUCAACCAGAAGAUUUAGAUUUGGAAAUAUCACCUGAAGAAGGUUAUGAAGAUGUUGAUGAUCCUGAUUACAGUGAUUGGAUAGAGGCUGAUGAAGAAUUAAAUCCUAAUUGGCCUGGUGUAAGGAAAUUAAUGGCAGUUAAAACAACAACUCCUACUACUUCAUCUAAAUCCAAGUCUCACUCGGAAACGGCUACUGGACAUACAAAGAAUAAGAAAGUUCCAUCAAAAACAGAAACACAUGUAAAGACCAUUUCUAAAACACCAUCAUCCAAAUUAUCUGAAAGUUCUAAAACAAAACAACCCAAGGACAAACCUUCUUCUAGUCAUCAUCAACAAAAUCAACCAGACAAGUUAAAAUCUUCCACAUUAGCAUCAUCAAAGCAUGCAGAAGAUCAUCACUCAAAGAAGGCAGUGCAUAAAACUGUUCCGUCACAAGAUAAAUUAAAAACACCAGUUCCAACAAAUAAAAACCCUAAACAAUCUACACAAAAAUCGAAACCAGUACGAAUUAUUGGAAAUAUAAACGAUCAUGACUGUGAUGGUAUACCAGAUGAUAUUGAUGAAGAUAUUGAUAAUGACGGUCUUUUGGACCGAACACAAGAUUCCGAUUGGGAUGGAUUAUUGAAUCAUGUUGAUGAAGACGAUGAUAAUGAUGGUAUCCCUGAUAUUGAAGAUGAAGAUUCUAAUGGUGAUGGAAUACCAGACUGCCGUUCUGAUGUUUCUGAUUUAAAACUAAAAGUAAGAUAUAAGAAGAAAAUGCGUAAAGUUGACAGCGAUUUCGACGGUGUUCCAGAUGAUGUUGACGGAGAUGAUGAUAACGAUGGUAUUCCAGAUAUUAUGGAAGAUGAAGACAAAGAUCAAAUUCCUGAUUUUUUAGGACUUACUCGUGCUGAUUUUUUAAAAGGUGUCAGUACUAAAGAAUUAAACAGACGAAUGAAUAAACGUGGCUGGUUUGAUCAUGACUGUGAUGGUAUUCCAGAUAAUCUCGAUCCAGAUGAUGAUAACGAUGGGUAUUUCGAUUCAAAACAAGAUAGUGAUCGUGAUGGUAUCCUGAAUGAAUUCGAUGAUGACGAUGAUAAUGAUGGAAUACCAGACAGUGAAGAUCCUGAUGCUAAUGGAGACGGUAUACCUGAUUGUAUUGUUAAGGAUUCAGAUGGUGAUCAUAUUCCUGACCAUAUUGACACAGAUGAUGAUAAUGAUGGUAUACCGGAUUUACAAGAUCCAGAUCAUCCCAAUUUCGAUUACUUACGGGAUUCGGAUAAGGAUGGUAUUCCUGAUACACUAGACAUGGAUGAUGAUAAUGAUGGUAUACCAGAUAGCAUGGAUUUUGAUUCAGAUGGUGAUGGAUCGGAUGAUCUGUUUCAAGAUAUUGACAAAGAUGGGGUACCGGAUAGUGUAGAUGAUGAUAUGAAUAAUGAUGGAAUACCGGAUCAUAAACAAGAUCAUGAUUGUGAUGGGAUCCCAGACAUUGUUGACCCUGAUGAUGAUAACGAUGGUUAUUUUGACACAAAACAGGAUAGCGACAAUGAUGGUUUAUUGAAUGAAUGGGACGAUGAUGAUGAUAAUGAUGGUAUUCCAGAUGUGGAUGAUGAGGAUUCGAAUGGUGAUGGGAUCAUUGAUUGUCAACCACAUGAUAGUGAUAAUGAUGGAAUACCCGAUCAUAUCGAUGAAGAUGAUGAUAACGAUGGUAUACCAGAUCAACGAGAUCCUGAUUCAAUGUCAUUUCUGCUGUAUAAACAUAAGCGUUUUCUUGAAGCUAUCCCAGCUCAUAUUGCACGACAAGAAGCCAACUUGUUAAAUGUCGAUUUAGGCGAUCCAAAUGAUAAAGAUUGUGAUGGAAUUCCAGAUCAUAUUGAUAAUGAUUUGGAUAAUGAUGGAAAAAUCGAUAGAACACAAGAUUCAGAUAUGGAUGGAUUAUUAAACCACGUAGACGAAGAUGAUGAUAAUGAUGGUAUUCCUGAUGUAUUAGAUCCUGAUGCAAAUGGUGACGGUAUUCCAGAUUGUCGACGUGAUGGUGGAUUACAUUAUAAAUUAGUUAAAUCACCUUCUGGUUUAAUUAAAAAAGUAUUAAGAAUACGUGAACCAACACAAGAAGAACAACAUCAAGCCUAUAUGGUUAAUGAAGCUAAACGUAAAUUAAUACGUAUUCGUGCUAAACUACGUGAACCUUUACCAAAGAAUACAAUACAAGCAAUUCCAUCAUUUGAUUUCAAUGAUAACAUGAAUGAUAAUCCAGAUAAUCAUCAUAAUGUCAAUGAAAUAAAAUCUAAAAUAAAAUCAUUUAAUUCAAAAUCUGUUCAAUCUAAUAUCAAUUCAAAAAAUGAACAUACAAUUAAACAUCAUCCAAAUAAUAAACAAGAAAAUGGCGGUAAUAUAAAUUCAAAGAAAACAUCAAUACAAGGAAUCAAAUCUACUGGUUCACCUUCUUUAAAACAAUCAAAUCAACAACAAAUACCAACAAAGCAUAUCAAAGAACAAAAUACUGUUAAAUUAAAUAAUAAACAACAAAAUCGUAAAUUAGCAGAAAGUGUAAUACCAAAUGAAAAUACUGAUUCAUUUUAUUCUUUAAAUAAAGACAUUUUACUGAAUAUUCAUGAUAUGAAUGAUUACCCUGAUCAUGUUUCUACUCCCUUUGAUAAUGUUAACGAUGAUGAUGAUGAUGACAAUGAAAUAGAGAAUGAUCAAGAAGUUAAUUUAGCUGAUACAAACUUAAAAUCAUCAAUAUUUGGCAGUUUUUUAUUGCCUGGAGCAGAAGCAGGGGCAGCUAAUGAAGUAACUGGAUCAAAUAGAAAAAAUAUCAAGAAAAUGAAACAAAACGAAGCAACACAAAUGAAAAAAGUUGAUAAAUUAAAAUUAAAAGAAAAACAGAAGGUUAGAAGAAUUACAUAGUUAAACUAUUCAUCAAUCCAAUUUCUUAUUUAGAAAAAAAUUUAGAUUAAUAUGAAGUUAAUAAUUUCUUGGCCGAGACUGUAACUCAUGGACGAACCAAUCAGAUUUAGGAUAAUAGGUCUUAGAUUUUGGCACGAAAUUCAUUCAUCCAUUUGGCUAAAUAGCGUUUUGGCAUUUUAGCUUAUGUCAUUUCGUGAUGAAAACCCUAAAUCUAAUUCCUAACCUCUACCAUCAACCGAAAAUCAUAAUCCUUAUUCUUCACAUUGCUUUAUAACACUCAUUUAGUCUUGGUUAGUAGAUGGACAUUCUCAAGGUCACUUUAGCGUCGCUCAAUGAUCGUCCACAAAUUAUAGUUUCACCAAUUCUGUUUUAUUUGUUUUACUAUUGCAAACUGAAACAAUCAUUGUCUUGAAAUUUAUCAUCUUACAUAGUUCAUAUACUUCUGAAUAGAUUCAAACAAUUAUAGAAUGAAAGUUAUUCCGUUGUGUAAAUUAGUUUCUAACAGUUAUAAUCUGCAAUAAACCACUUAUAAAUUUCUUUUAUAGUGUAAACUUUUCUUAAUUUAGUAUAAUUUUAUUUUAUUCUUGUAUGUUGAUGAUAAUGUUGACUGAUUUAUAAAACAUACACAGAAACUAUUAUGUUUUAACUCUAGAUAUUUCAAUAAUUCAAUAAAUAUUUAUUAGUAACAUG